Myotis daubentonii (Daubenton's bat) is the source of this 616-nucleotide messenger RNA. RefSeq names its product FXYD domain containing ion transport regulator 3 (gene FXYD3). Gene Ontology annotation, molecular function: sodium channel regulator activity. Bases 120 to 428 code for a protein of 102 amino acids. The transcript has 8 exons. The record is from RefSeq and is a predicted model, not a curated record. Gene Ontology annotation, biological process: regulation of sodium ion transmembrane transporter activity. NCBI's taxonomy places the organism in Eukaryota, Metazoa, Chordata, Mammalia, Chiroptera, Vespertilionidae. Gene Ontology annotation, cellular component: membrane.
GGUGAUUCACUUCAAGCCUCAAGUCCAUGUCCAGUGAGUUAUUAUUGCUGCUCCCCGAUCAGGUCUGAGUUCUCACCUAGCACCCACUGCACUCCUCAGCUCUUGUCUCUCAGCCUUCAAUGCCAGCCUUCCUACCCUGGGGUGAGGCCGGCUCCAUCAUGCAGCAAGUGGCCCUGAGCCUGCUCCUCCUCCUCCUGGCAGGUCUGCCUGCCCUGGACGCCAACGACCCGGAAGAUGAAAACAGUCCAUUUUACUAUGACUGGCACAGCCUCCGAGUCGGCGGGCUCAUCUGUGCUGGGAUUCUGUGCGCCAUCGGCAUCAUCGUCGUCAUGAGUGGGAAAUGCAAGUGCAAGUUCAGCCAGAAGCCCAGCCACCGACCAGGGGACAUCCCACCUCUCGUCACGCCAGGCUCUGCUCAUAACUGUUGAGGAUGGAUCCAUGAAAGAACACAGAGGGCCUCUCUCUUUCCCCAUGUCCUGGUCUGCAUAGGAACCUAACUCCAGGAUGGAAUCCCCUCCUCUCCUCAGACCGCCUUUCCAGACCCCAUCUCACUUUCACUGUAAGGGUCUCUUUGUCCAAUAUUUGAUUUAAAGUGAGCUUGCCUCCUGCCCAAGCA